Messenger RNA from Penicillium manginii, 1758 nucleotides. It is a transcript of the gene mrh4, whose product is annotated as ATP-dependent RNA helicase MRH4. The record is from RefSeq and is a predicted model, not a curated record. Gene Ontology annotation, biological process: maturation of LSU-rRNA from tricistronic rRNA transcript (SSU-rRNA, 5.8S rRNA, LSU-rRNA). Gene Ontology annotation, molecular function: ATP binding; nucleic acid binding. The transcript is spliced from 2 exons. Gene Ontology annotation, cellular component: nucleolus. The coding region runs from base 1 to 1758 and encodes 585 amino acids. Lineage: Eukaryota; Fungi; Ascomycota; Eurotiomycetes; Eurotiales; Aspergillaceae.
AUGGCCUCUGCGCGGGAUCGCAAACCUAGUCGCAUGAGUCUUUCGCCAAAUGUCUCCAGAACUUCCAUCGAUAAACCUCGCUCGAGACGUGUCGCCGGUCCCUUUAAUGCAAUGAACCAAACAGAGGCCCGUCUGCGCGAUGACCCUCGUCCCCGCUCCCAAGCCGCCCUCAAACGUUCCAAGCAAGAGGGCAAGGAUGAGAAACGGAAGGAAGCGCCACUCUAUCACGCUUUGAAAAUGCAGACCACCUUGACCCCCGUCACCUACGGUCGUCGUACGGCCAUCAAAUCCAAAAUCUCCAAUCUCACCAGCUUCGAUCAUUUCCCUCUCCUCCCCGUCGUUCGACACUCCAUUUUCUCUCAGGGUCUGCCUGGUCUCGCCGACGUUAGCCCAACUCCCAUUCAACGAGUGGCUAUCCCCCAACUCCUCGCCGCGAUUCCGAAACAUCAGCAGAAGAAGCCCGGCCCCGAUGACCCCCAGUACGAGCAAUUCCUUCUCGCUGCCGAAACCGGUUCAGGCAAGACAUUGGCCUACCUCCUCCCGGUCCUGGAUGCCAUCAAGCGCGCGGAAGCUCGAGACUUGGAGGAAGAAAAAAUACUAGCAGAGGAAAAGGCCAAGGAACGCGAGGAGAGGCUGAAGAACCGAACAUACGAGCUUGAGCCCGAGGAGCCCCCCAUGACUGAUUGUGGCCGCCCUCGAGCCAUCAUCCUCGUCCCCACGUCCGAGUUGGUAACCCAGGUGGGAACCAAGCUCAAGGAUUUUGCGCACACGGUCAAGUUCCGCGCGGGAAUGAUCUCUUCCACCUUCACGCCGCGUCGUAUCAAGAGCACCCUCUUCCAUCCCGAUGGUAUCGAUGUUCUCGUCUCAACUCCCCAUCUCCUCGCCUCCAUCGCCAAAACCAACCCUUACAUCCUCAGCCGUGUGAGCCAUCUCGUUCUUGACGAGGCUGAUUCACUCAUGGACCGAUCCUUCAUCCCAACCACCACCGAGGUGAUCGACAAGGUAGCACCGUCGCUGAAGAAACUCAUCUUCUGCUCCGCCACCAUCCCCCGCAGCCUGGAUAACCAACUUCGCAAACGCUACCCCGACGUCAAGAGACUGACAACCCCGAAUCUGCACGCCAUCCCCCGUCGCGUCCAGCUCGGCGUAGUAGACAUCGAGAAGGAACCCUACCGUGGAAACCGACAACUCGCCUGCGCCGACGUAAUCUGGUCAAUCGGCAAGGCCGGCGAAAACGCCGAUGGCGAGGACCACGGUCCCUUGGCCCAAUUUAUGGGCCCGCACAUCAAGAAGAUUCUCGUCUUUGUCAACGAACGCGAAGAAGCGGACCAGGUCGCCGAGUUCCUCUCCUCGAAGGGAAUCGACGCCGUCUCCUUGUCCCGCGACUCCAGCUCCCGCAAACAAGCCGAGAUCCUCGCCGAGUUCACCGAGGUCUCAUUGGCAAAGAAGCAGGCCCGCGCCGAGGCAUCGAUCCCCUUCGCGCUUCCCGAGAAGAAAACCGAGAUUGAGCGCCGUCUCCCCAAUACCAAGGUCCUUGUCACUACUGACAUUGCGUCCCGUGGUAUCGACACUCUGGCUGUGAAGACGGUUAUUCUCUUCCAUGUUCCGCAUACGACUGUGGACUUUAUCCAUCGCCUUGGUCGUCUGGGUCGUAUGGGUAAGCGUGGUCGUGGUGUUGUCCUGGUUGGCAAGAAGGACCGCAAGGACGUUGUUCGCGAGGUUCGCGAGGGCAUGUUCCGUGGACAGGCCUUGAUUUAG